Messenger RNA from Vespa velutina, 5480 nucleotides. It is a transcript of the gene MYPT-75D, whose product is annotated as protein phosphatase 1 regulatory subunit 16A-like. Lineage: Eukaryota; Metazoa; Arthropoda; Insecta; Hymenoptera; Vespidae. The transcript has 9 exons. Gene Ontology annotation, molecular function: enzyme inhibitor activity; protein binding; phosphatase regulator activity. The coding region runs from base 1730 to 3391 and encodes 553 amino acids. The record is from RefSeq and is a predicted model, not a curated record. Gene Ontology annotation, cellular component: cytoplasm.
UUUUACAUCGAUUUUAUAUAACGGUGAAGAAAAAUUUCGUCCAGUUCAGAAGAUUGAAGAAAAUAAGGGACUACGAAGAAAGAUAUAACAUAUAUAUAUAUAUAUAGGAACAAUUAGAAGACAAAUAUCGUAUCGACGAUAAUUAUAACUUUCCAUGCGAUAGUUCCUUUCCCAACGCACACUCUUAUAAUGAAAAAUAAUUUUAUUCGAAUACGCGAAGAAAAAAUAUACAGAUAUCGCAGACGAUUUUUAAACGAGCUUUUUAAAUUGUGAACCAUUGGGAAAACUAACUUUUGGAUAAAAGUAAAAUUUGUGAUUCAGUGCGACGAGGAUAGGAAAGUGAGGCUUUUAUAUUCGAAGAGUACCCACCAAUCGUUAACGUACGAAUCGAAAGCACUAGUCGAGGGUAGAGCGUGAAAAAAAUCAAAGGCCUUUAAGAGACUCGUGAGCUUACUCGAUGUGGAGAUAAGUGCGCGAUGGUAUUGAUAGUACGUUUAUCGUUAUCGACAGAAAUGAGAAAACUAGAGAUGGAAACUAUGCCAUUGUAAACAAAUUAGUGCAUUGAUACUUUUCAAAUUUACUUUGGUCUUACCACUUAGAAUACUUUCGCGAAGAAAAGGCGCGAUUAACACGUCGUCUGAUAAUAUUCGUGCUAACAGUUCUCGACCGUGAACGGCAAAUACAUCGAUUACUCACCGAACAAACAUAAUUCAUUGCUGUACUGGCAACCGUAGCAGGUAAAGAAGAUUCACUUCCGUUCAGAGCUUUUACGAAGAAUGUGCAGCCUAUUGUGUUAGUCACGACCAUGAGCACGAGGAGGCUUACUUUUAGCACCAUCGGUAUCUUUUAUCAGAAAUUUUUCAUUCAUUUAAUUUAUUACCUUCAUCGAUCGAAAAUUUAAUAAAGAGAAAAUAUUAGCCUAUAAGGUAUGUAGAAAAUUAUAUAAAAGGUAGCUUUACUAUAUUCAAAUGUCGCGCCACUCACCAAGAAGACGAACUCAGCGCCACCGGCUAGCUUGCCAAACAAGCUACCGCAGGUAGCGAGAAUGCCGCUGCACACAGCCAGGUGAAUCUUUGUUUCUCCUUGCUCCAUGAAUUUCGUCGAUAGUUUAGCGUCUUUUUCUUUCACGAAAUCCAUCGGGCUGGGGACAAUGAACAAUAUUUUUAAAUUAAUAGAAAUGUAGCAUAAAGUAUGACCACUUGGUGGAUGAUGUGGCUUUAUCGAUCGAAUAAACUUCAGUUUGUUGCAUAAUAAUGAAAAAGAGAUAGUGAGAGAAAUAAAAAGGAAGUAGAUAUAUAAUGUAUAUAAAUGAUGGGAAGGAACAAACAGUAUUCAAAGUAGUAGCUUCAGAGUAAGAAAAUAAGUAUGUAUGGUAUAUAUAUGAAUGGAAUUAAAUUGUUGGACGAAUUAUACAUUAUGAGAAAAAGUAUAACAGGGGAGGACGAAUAAGUAGUUAAAUGUACAGUAGAGAAUAUGAAAGGAUAUAAAGGCAAAAUACUUUUCUAUCGAGUUUUUUCUAAUCGUACAAUAAUGUGGAACAUAAAUGGCGUAUAGAUGUUAACCUUUUCGCUUGUGACAUAAUGUGUUCGCUGUAGACGUUGAAAAUUUUCGAUGCCGACGUACGGAACGCUAACGAUGUUCGAUACGCAGUUCGUAUUUGAUCGUCAGUUUAUCGAUGGCGUAUAUAAUACGCCUUCUUAUUUGAGCGUUCACUCUUAAAAAGGCGUAUAUGUACGGCAUUCGGAGCGAAAGGAUUAAUUGUACAUGUUUAACUCGAAAAUACAGCUGUAAGAACUAUAAGCACAUAACAAUGGAACACGCGGAUUUAGUAGCAGAUAUGGUCCGUGUAGAAAGGCUCACUACGCAAGAACGACUACAUCUUGCACGACAUCGUAGACUUCAGCAGUUAAAAGUGUGGCGUCAGCGUGAGAAAGAAUGGCUACGGAAUCAAACCAGACAUACAAGCAACAAGCGUCAUAUAUACUUCAAUGAUAGUGUCAUGUUAUUAGAAGCUGCUGCAAGAAAUGAUAUAGAUGAAGUUAGAAGACUGUUGAAAAAAGGAGUAAAUCCUGAUUCAACAAAUGAAGAUGGAUUAACUGCAUUGCAUCAAUGCUGUAUAGAUGACAAUGAAGAGAUGAUGAAGUUACUUGUUGAAUUUGGUGCUAAUGUAAAUGCUGAAGAUAGUGAAAAAUGGACUCCGUUACAUGCUGCUGCUACCUGCGGUCACUUACAUCUUGUAAGAUAUCUGAUAGCUAGAGGUGCAAACUUAUUGGCUGUUAACGCUGAUGGAAAUAUGCCUUAUGACAUUUGUGAGGAUGAAAAGACAUUAGAUUGUAUCGAAGGUGAAAUGGCAAGACGAGGCGUUACACAGGAAUUAAUAGAUGAAACUAGAGCGUCAACUGAAGUUCAAAUGUUGAGAGAUUUGCAAAAAAUUGUUACCAUGGGUGGAGAUCUCGAGUAUAAGGAUCAUCAAGGUGCUACACCUCUUCACAUAGCAUCGGCAAAUGGUUAUUUAAGGGUAGUCGAAUAUCUUCUCGAUCAACACAUUUCUACCGAUAUAGAAGAUAAUGAUAAAUGGCAACCUGUCCAUGCAGCAGCAUGUUGGGGUCAUUUAGAAGUCCUAGAACUAUUGGUACAAAAUGGGGCUGAUUUAAAUGCAAGAAAUAAGCAUGACGAAACUCCUGCUGAUAUUUGUGAAGAUCCUGAAAUUAGAGAACGCAUAGUUGAACUUAAAACGGAACAAGAGAGUAAACGAUUGCGAGAAGCACAAGGUCGCCGGGUACGAAGAUCGCAAAGUAUAAAUACUCGUACUCAAAGUGUACGACGGACAUCGAUCAGAGACAAAGUUCUCACAACAAAGAAAGAUGCUCAAGAGGAAGCAAGACUGAGGUUACAAGCACAACAGACAUACGUUAGUAUUCCAACUCCUAAUCUUCCACAAACAGAGAACAGCACAAAUACGCAAGAUGUGGUAAAUAAUGAAACUGAAUCAAGUACGCUGACUCCUGCUGUACGCAAAGGGCCAGAAGGAAAAGAUAAUGAUUCUUUUAUGCAUGAAGAUGUUGAUAAAGAUUCAGCAGUGACAGAACCUGAUGUACCAGUUGGCAGCCAGCAACCUAUUUACUCGACAGAUGAUACCAAUGGAAAGAUCAACAUACAUGUGUCUGUAGUUUUUGUCAAAUCUCUAUCAGAUUUGAAAAAGAAGAGGGCACAAAAUCGACAUAUAUCAAGUGGUUCCGUGGAUACUAAUGGAAAUGGUUUUCCAGUUGUACCAGUUUCAUCUAUAUCCAACUCUGAUUUGGGCACAAGUGACUUUCAACGAUUUACUGGAAACACAAGUGAAAUUAUUGGUGAUAACCACUCAGAAAAGAGUUGUUGUACUGUCAUGUAAAAUGUACAUAUACGAAGAUAAAAUUACACGUCGCUAAACUAAAUGUUCCUUGAACAUAACAUGGUAAAUAUAUCUAUUCAAUUUUUAGAUAAAAUUUAAUUGCAUUGAUCAUUGUACUUAAUUCUUCUUAGACUUUUCAUAGAUCAAAAUUCAUAUGAUAUUAGAAAUAUACUUUUAUAUAUACUUAAUUAUCCUUAUUGGGAUUCCUGAAUAAGCAUUACAUUCUCUGUAAUGUAUGUUAUUAAUAAUAAUAUUUUAAAAUGUUAUAGAAUCAAUUUUAGAAGUGUUAUCCUAUUUUGGAAUGAUUAAAUAUGUACUUAACGGUUAUAGUAACAAUGUAUUAUAGUUGAAUUUUUGACAUAUAUUAUUCUGUAAUUUGUACAUAAACUAUCAUUUGUAUUUACACCGUUAAUUAGUUAAUAAUAUUGGAUAUCUUUAACUAUUUAGUUAAUAAUUAGCUAUCAUUAUAAAAUUUUAAUAAUUAAUUUAUAAGCACGAUGGUCUUGUACAAAACUGAUUGCGAGAUAUUUCUUUUUUGCUUCUAUUAUUAUAUCUCUUAUGUAUGUGAUAGUAUCGCACUUGUCUUUCGAAAUAUAUAUUCAUGCAAAUUAGAAGUAAAUUUAUAAGCAAACCUCUUUUUGAUUUAAAUGUUUCAUAGUGCUUUAGAAUUUCUCUAUUAUAUCAGUUUUUCACAUGACCUUUGUGGUGCAGAAUUUUAUUUAUUUAAAAAAAAUAUUCUAAAUAGAGAGUAAACUUAUAUACAUAUAUAUAUAUACAUAUAUAUACACACAUAUAUAUAUAUAUAUAUAUAUAUAUAUAUAUAUAUAUAUGUAUAUAUUUAUUCUAUAAAAAAUUAUCUUCUCAUAAGCAACAGCCAAACAUAAGACUACACUCAAUAUCUUCCAGUCUUUUUUAUGAAUAUAAAAUAUAAUAACUAUAUAAGUGCUAAUUUUAUAUUAAUUUAAGCAGCCAAAUUUUUAUAUCUACUUCUGCUUAUAUAAAAUAUAAUAUAUAUCUAUAUUAGCAUGUUAAGUAUUUAAAACGAUGUCUUCAAUUAUAAGGGGGAAAAAAAAAAAGAUAGAAAAGAAACACCACUGUAAUUUAAAUAUUUCACAUUGUCAUUCAAAAAUGUAUUAAAAAAAUAAUUAGAUUUUCCAAAUUACAUGUUACAGUGGGUAUAACGUAUAUGUUAAAUGUCUAUCUAUGAACUAAAGACAUCUAUUUUUUUAAAAAAUAUGUGUUAUGAUAUAAUCAUCAGAUAAUUAUAUUAUAUCUAAAUUAACAAUAUAUAAGAAUGUGAUUAAUAAAACGAAGAAGAAAUUUUCUAUGACAUUUGAAUAGAAGAAUAUAUUGGUAUUCUUUAAAAAUGAAAGAUAUCUGCUGUAAAAAAUAUAUAUGUAUACAAAAUAUAAUAAUUUUUAUUUUAUCAUAUUAUCAGAGCACAAUUGGUACUUUUUCUUUGAGUUGUUAGUUCAAAUCUCAUAUGCUAAAUACAAUUGAUGAGAAAAGAAAGCCUAUUAUACUAUAAAUAAUAAAUUAUAUCUUCCUAUAUAAUCAGUAUCAAUGUGUUCAGAAAGAAUAAUAGUUCUAAAUAUUCUUGCAAUAACAAUAAUUUUCUUAGACUUUUAUGUGUAAUAUUAAAGUUGUGAUGUCAUAAUGACAACUCUCAUGUAUAUUUUAACUGCCCUAACCAAUUAUUUUAAUUAAAAUUCAAUAUAGAUAUUAUUUAGAAUUAUAAAAACGAUUAAUAUUCAUAUUCAUUGGAACAAAUUUAGUGCUACAAUUUUCAGAAACAACAAUGUUCUUUAGAUAAUCACUUUUAUAAACAAAUGCAGAUAUCUUCCUAGCUUUUAUGAAUAAUUUCAAUUAAACUAAUAAAAUAUAUAUUAUCUUUAGGCAAGCAUUCAAAUGUAAGACCAUUAUUAUGUCUUACAUAACAUAACUUGUCUAUAUAUCACGACAAUAUAUAUCAAAAAUUAUUAAGUAGAAAGAAAAAAUGAAUACUGAACAAUAUAUGUAAAUGUAUCACUAUAUGCACUUUUUCGAUAUUAAACAAUUAGAUGAUAUAAAAUGUGUUCUUUUAUCAUAU